Molecule: messenger RNA, 1066 nt
Organism: Drosophila takahashii
Lineage: Eukaryota; Metazoa; Arthropoda; Insecta; Diptera; Drosophilidae
Source: RefSeq, a predicted model, not a curated record
CCAGUUGAUCAGUGCCAGCCGAUCGGUCGGUAGAAAGAAGCGCGUCGCGAGCCCAAAAAGAAAAUCGAAUUCGCAGAAAGAGCCAGUGUCAGUGCAUAGACUGUUGAAUAAACAACAAAAAUGAAAGCUUUCAUUAUCGCCGGAGUGUGUGUGUUGAGCGUGCUGAGCCUGGGAUCCGCUCAGUUCCAGAACGGACGCCUGGAGCCGCCGAAUCCGCAGCUCUGUGCCCAGCGAAUCAUUCACGAGAGGACUCCCGACGGCAAGGGUUACUUAUUCUCGUGGCGCGACCCUCAGCUGAAGGGCGUGGAGGAGGAUUGGCUGACGGCCAGGAACUAUUGCCGCAGGCGCUGCAUGGACUCCGUUUCUCUGGAGACCAGUCUCGAGAACGAGUGGAUCAAGCAGUACGUUGUGCGGGAAAAUGUAAAAUACAUCUGGACUAGUGGCCGCUUGUGCGACUUCAAGGGCUGCGACCGCCCUGAUCUGCAGCCCACGAACAUAAACGGCUGGUUCUGGACCGCCACACUGCAGAAACUGGCACCCACAACUGAGCGUUCCCAGGGAGAUUGGUCUCCCACCGGCGGAAUCGGUCUGCCGCAGCCUGACAACCGCGAAUAUAAGCAGAACGGCGCGAAUGAAAAUUGCCUUGCUUUACUUAAUCAAUUUUACAACGAUGGCGUUAAUUGGCACGAUGUGGCCUGUCACCAUAAGAAAUCGUUCGUCUGUGAGGAAAAUGACGCCUUGCUGAAGUACGUGCGCUACACGAAUCCCAAUCUGCGCAUCUAAGUGGAUGAGGCUAAGGAUAAAGAGGAGCGUCUCUCCAAGUAAAACCAAAAAUGAUAUUCUCUUCAAUGGCAGCGGGGAACGAUUACGAAUGGCCAAUACCUUCUGUUGACUCAUCUUAAAAGGCAAAUAGUUUUUCGGCCAAAUUGCUGCAUGAUAUCUGAUCCUUUUCCUGGUAACAACCUUUUAAUUCUCUAUUCUGUCUCAUCAGCUAGUUUAAUUUUUAAUUUUGUAUUAAUUUAUGAUUUUCUUUAAUUAUAAUAAAACAUUCGAAACGAUUUUUAAA